CCCUGGAGUUUCUAGGGCUCUCAGCUGCCAAAGUGGUGGUGGCCUUCCCCUCCCCCAUCCCCCUCCAUACCGAAGUCCCCUUUACACAUCCUUCUUUAGCAGGUACUAUGAAAAGGUAAAUACUUAGAAAACUGAGGGGGGGAUAAGUAGAAAUCGAGAGGAUCUCUGGGAUUGGGGGUACCAGCAGAUUUAUCUGACUGUUUGGGCUGCCUUCGUUGUUGACAUCUCCCCAACCCCACAUCUGAGUCCCAAGCCUCUCAAGUUUUGGCCCCUUACCCGCUUUUCGGAUGGUAAACUACUAUGAGGUGCUCGGCGUUCAGUCGAGCGCCUCUCAGGAGGACAUAAAGAAGGCCUACCGUAAGCUUGCCCUACGCUGGCACCCGGACAAGAACCCAGACAAUAAGGACGAAGCAGAAAAAAAAUUCAAGCAGGUGUCCGAGGCCUAUGAGGUUCUCUCCGACUCCAAGAAGAGGUCAAUGUAUGACAGGUCAGGGUCAGAAGGCUGGAGGGGUGGCACCGGCGGGGCAGGUCCCACGUAUAACAGCCCCUUCAGCUCUGGCUAUACCUUCCGUAAUCCCGAAGACAUCUUUAAGGAGUUUUUUGGUGGUAUGGAUCCAUUCUCUUUUGACUUCUGGGACAACCCUUUCAGCAGUGACCGGGAUCGAGACAGCGGCAGAGGCCGGGGUUUGCGCGGAGCCUUUUCUGCUGGCUUCGGUGAAUUCCCCGCUUUCAUGGAGGCCUUCUCCUCCUUUGACUCUCUAGGCCAUGGAGGCAGGGCCACCUUUUCCUCCACGUCCUUUGGGGGUUCAGGUUCAGGUAGCUCUGGCUACAAGUCGGUGAUGUCGUCCACGGAGAUGGUCAAUGGGCGGAAGGUCACCACCAAGCGGAUUGUGGAGAAUGGACAGGAACGAGUAGAGGUUGAGGAGGACGGGCAGCUGAAGUCAGUGAUCAUCAAUGGGAAGGAACAGCUCAAAUGGGUGGACAACAAGUGAGAACCAGCAUUUCCCCUGUCUGCCCUUUCCCUGCAGGGAAUCCUGGCCAGUCACAAAUGGGGUGUUGGCUUGGUGUCCCCAAGUGUAGGCUAAUAAAUGCCACAAGUGAGUUCAUGGAAA
This is a messenger RNA of Monodelphis domestica (gray short-tailed opossum), 1112 nucleotides long. It is a transcript of the gene DNAJB8, whose product is annotated as DnaJ heat shock protein family (Hsp40) member B8. The record is from RefSeq and is a predicted model, not a curated record. Gene Ontology annotation, molecular function: Hsp70 protein binding. NCBI's taxonomy places the organism in Eukaryota, Metazoa, Chordata, Mammalia, Didelphimorphia, Didelphidae.